Messenger RNA from Prunus armeniaca (apricot), 1161 nucleotides. NCBI's taxonomy places the organism in Eukaryota, Viridiplantae, Streptophyta, Magnoliopsida, Rosales, Rosaceae. The record is from the annotation of a GenBank genome assembly.
AUGGGGUGCUUCAAUGUUGGUAGAGAAGGAAGGGCGGGGGGUUUAGCUUUGUUAUGGCAACACGGAGUGGAAGUAUCUAUUCUUUCUUCUUCUCCAGGGCAUAUUGAAGCUAUUUUAAAGGGUGUGGAUAUGGAGACUUUCCGCUUUACUGGGUUUUAUGGUAAUCCUGAAAUGAGGUUACGUCGGCACUCUUGGGAUUUGCUACGACGAAUUGCAGGGACUGUUCAAGGGCCAUGGCUUGUAGGUGGGGAUUUCAAUGAAAUACUUGAGGCUCAUGAGUACUUUGGUUGCCGUUUCCGACCCAUGUCACAAAUGAGGGCCUUUCGGGAAGCUUUGGAGGAGUGUGGUUUGACAACUAUUUGGUUUCAGGGGUAUAAGUUUACAUGGUCUAACCGAUGGCAAGGUGACGGGAAUGUAAAGCUCCGGCUGGAUAGAAUGGUGGCUAAUGGUGACUUUGUUAGGACCUUUCUUGAGGUCACAACGCAUCAUCUGAAUUCUAUGGUGUUUGACCAUCUUCCUUUGUUGUCAUAUUUGAGACCAAGUACUUGGGUGAGGAAGCAUAAGCGGUUCUUGUUCGAGGAAAUGUGGACUACUGUUGAGGGUUGCCAAGACGUCAUUACGCAUGCUUGGGAGUCUGAGACUGGAACUGUCGUAGAGAAAUUGAAGGCAUGUCAAGGGUCUCUGCGGACGUGGAAUAAUGACCAUGUAGGCCGAAUACCUACAAAGCUCCGAAGUCUGCAACGGAAGUUAGAUGACACCCAAAGGAGAAGUUUUUCUCUAGUAGUUGAGUUUCAACAUAGAGAUAUAUGUAGGGAAAUGGAUGUGCUAUUGGAAAGAGAAGAAAUGUUGUGGAGGCAGAGAUUGCGGGUCUCAUGGAUGAAAUAUGGGGACAAAAAUACAAGAUUUUUCCAUGAACAUGCAAAAAUGCGAGGACGACGGAAUCUAAUUACGACUAUUGUAGAUGAUCAGGGGAUUUGGCGUACAUCUAUUGAAAGUAUUGGUAGUGUUUUUUGUGGUUAUUUUCAAGGCUUGUUUGCUUCCAAUGGACUUCAUGAUGCAGGAGCAGUCACUGAGGUGGUCAAGCCGAUACUUACUCCAUCUCAAAAUUUGUGCCUCAAUCAGUUUUUCUUAAGGGAGGAGAUCGAAACUUCUUUGGGUUAA